Messenger RNA from Myripristis murdjan (pinecone soldierfish), 3561 nucleotides. RefSeq names its product neuritin 1-like b (gene nrn1lb). The record is from RefSeq and is a predicted model, not a curated record. Gene Ontology annotation, cellular component: plasma membrane. Gene Ontology annotation, biological process: nervous system development; neuron projection extension. The transcript is spliced from 3 exons. The coding region runs from base 198 to 704 and encodes 168 amino acids. Lineage: Eukaryota; Metazoa; Chordata; Actinopteri; Holocentriformes; Holocentridae.
ACACUGUUAAUCCAGCCAGGGUACUGUGCCUGUGUGUGCACGGCUGUACUUUUGCGGUCUGAUGAAUUCUCAACGGAUGACAGGGCACGUCGCAUUUUAAAAGCAGCAACUUACUCUUUGGAAUUAUAGGCACUGUGAACAUUGGAGCCAGUGGUUCAGAAGUGGGACUCUGCAGGACUCUGCUGAGCCGACUGAGUAUGAAGUCCCAUUCAGGCACCGUGAGCAUGCUGCUGCCUCUUGCUUUUUACCUCAGUUUGGUCCCUGUGUGUCUGGGUGCUGCCAUUCCUGUUUCGUGUGACUCCAUCUACAAGAGCUUUGCUCAGUGUCUGCUCACGCUUGGGGACAGUUUAGUGGAAACACAAAAAGACCAGAGCACGCAGGACAUUGAUGCCAUCUGCAGGUCCUGGAAUGCGUUCCAUGUUUGUGCCAACUCGGCGCUGGCCGGCUGUCCUGGAGAUGCUACCGCUGUAUGGGAGUCUCUGAGGCAAGAGUCCAGGAAGACGCAGUUUUCCGGAAACCUCUACGACAUGUGUGCCAGCCGCACCACCCUGCCACCCAGCACUGUGCCUGCACCUCAAAGCCCCCCCACCUCCGACCAGACCAACCAGGAAACACUGAAAGGGCACACGCACAAGCACAGCGCCACCCUCAACAUGCUGUUUCUCCCAGUAUGCAGCACACUACUUGUCCUGCUCAGGAUGUAGCUAUCUGAUCUUUUAGUCCUAGAGUCGGAAAGUUGACUCCCGAUCCCCCUCCAUGCACAAACAGUUGUGAUUAUGUAUCAAUACUAAAAUACGGACUUCAUAAACUGAAACAAAAUGACAGUCUGGUUUAGUUCUUCUGAGGUGGAUAAGGUGGUUUAUCUUAUCUUAUCUUAUCUUAUCUUAUUCAGCAUUAACUUGAUUCCAAGAGAUGGAAAGAAACAAAGUAAAAUCACUCAAGUAAUAUGCAGUUUUGAGAUAUUGGCACUUUACUGCAGUAGUUUCAAGUUUUAAGACUUGCCACUUUUUGCUGCACUACAUUUCAGAUUGAAAUCUUGUACUUUUUACUGCACCACACUUAUUUGACAGCUGUAGUCACUUUGCAGAAUGAGCUUUUUAAGGCAAAACAUAAAAUGUGAUGCAGUGAUAGAGCGCAAACUAGCCAACAGUAUAAGGAGCAGUUUAAAUAAAUAGGUGUGGACUCGAAUCACAUGACUUGGACUUCAUUUGGACUCAAAUCACAAAUUUGAUGACUUUAGACUUGACUUGACAAAAUCAAGAUAGACUAGCAACUCAGCGUCUCAACUCAUGGUUCUUUCGAGUGACUUCACUUGGACUUGAGCCCUUUGACUCUGAAAGAGUCGAUCGUCCCCAAAGCUAAAGUUUAAAAAUGAUGCAAUUAACCGGCGUUUGCAGGCUCCCUGAUGGUAUAACGAAAACUAUGGAAGUUAUCCUUGACCUCUCAUAGUAAACAUGACUUUAACUCAGCUCGUCCCAGGUUCACACUGAGCCACAGCUAGUCAGUUGUAUGUGCAUGUCAGUUGUGUGUGCAUGCGUGCAGGUGUGUGUGUGUUGGGGAGAACAGGGCAGAGCAGUGUGUGUGUGUGUGUGUGCACAAGAUGAAGGGAAAAGCACAAGAAGCAGGCACUGCCAUUCUAAAUACAGAGGUGCCUUGGCAUUUCAGGACCUUUUUUAUGCUCAAAUGGAUGAACAGUUAAGAUAAGCUGAAAUGGGGUAUACUGCACCAUAGAGCACAUGCAAUUAUUUGCAUACAACACAGACAGAGACAAAUAAAUAAAUGAUUUAUAUUAUUCAAUUAAAAUUGCCAAAGAGCACUGUUAUAACUUGUAAAUGUACUCAAACAAAGUUUAAGACUUGGAUUGAUUUGGACUUGCCAGUCUUGACUUAUGACUUGACCCAGGACUUUCCUGUCUUGACUUGUUACUCUCUCGGGACGGUCCCGCCUGUAUUAAAAGACUUGGAUACAUUAAUAAUUUAGUUAUUUAGUAAUUUAUAACUCUGAAUGGAACCAUUCUUCACAGUGACUACUCUUACUUGUCCUACUUACGUAUUACAUUUUACUGCUUCUUUUACACAUUUACUAAAGUAACAGUUUGAAUGCAGGACUUUUACUUUUCUUCCAUCAUGGUAUUGCUCCCUUAACCUAUGUAAAGGAUUUGAGUACUUUAUUCCAACACUGCUUGAUUCUUGCUGUUAUUAUCAUUUUAUAUGUCUUGCCCUCAGAGGGAUCAAAGAGUGUGGCACAGCUUUCUGAUGCUGACAACUUGUGGUCUGUAAUGAAGACGCUGAUUUUGCUCUGCCUUGAGCAAACUGGUGUCAUGUCCUCAUGUGAAGUCUAGACAUCAACAGCUGCUGUUUGAAUGAAUUCACAUUAUUUACUAAUCAUUUGAUCAUAUGAUUUCAGGUAGUAUUGGGAUGUGAUUAGUGCACAAAAUGGUCCUUUGGCUCAAACAAUAGAUGCCACUUGCUAGAGCUAGACAUCGUUUGUGAAAUGUUUUUUAUUACUAGUACUACACCAGCAAUAUCAGGUGAUAUUAGAGCAAGAGAGAGGUACCAGACACAUUUUCAUGCCAGGUGUUCAGAUCUGCUGGUGAUCCAAUCAGGUACGAUCUGGAUACAGGUUUUAUAACAGGCUAUAAAACAGUGUUUUGUGCAGGUUUCCAAAGGAAGUUUAAUUCCUCACCCUGCAUAAAUGGGUUUAGUGUGAGAAAAUUAGAUUUUUGUGUGGAAGCAUCUUCCACAGCGUUUGCAUGUCGCUAAAAUGUUGUUUCCCACUCCGCAUAAUUUCAUAUUAGACUACUCUUUCCAACAACGCACCACCCUCUUAAAGCGCUUAUUCUGUUUUUUCUUAUUAUAAAACACUGGUUGAGGUGUCAUCCUCAUAACUCAUAACUGUUUUGUCGCUGUAAUGUUAUUUUGUCAGGAUUAUCUUUGAUGCUGAAUCGCAAGCGCUAUAUUUCAUUCAAGUCACAAAGGCAUCCAUUAUUUUUGGUUGCACAGUGUUGCAGAAUCCCACGAGCCCACUUUUUCAAUCUGAUUUCUAACCCAACAAAAGUCUCAUAAAUCGGCACAGGUUAAAUGGCAUUAAAACGUAUGUUGAUAUAGUCACACUGCAGUUAUUUCCUUUAAGUAUGAAUAAUCUCUUCUGUCUUUAUUAAUCCAGUGUACCAGGUCACACCCCCAAACUUUGUUAGGCUUACAAGAAGGAAGAGAACUAAAAAGUGCUGGUGUGGCUUGUUGUCAUGGAGUAUGAUAUGAACAUUAUAUGAACUGACAUUACAUAACACAAGAGGGAAUUAACUUAUGGAUCCAUCCAUGUAUGGAUGCUGGAUUUAAAGAAUUAGUGCUGCAGUGGCUGAAAAAAAUAUAAAUGCGGGCCAUUAUUCUGGUGAAAAGAUAAUUUUAGAAAAGGAGAAAAAUACUGCAUACUCAGAAAACAGCAGUGUAAAAAACAUUUUAAUGGUUAUAGCAUCAUUUCGGCCAUGAGGCGUUUUACUGAGGUGACAGUUCCAUAGCUCCAUAUUGAAAACACCCAAAAUAUUACCUACUGUUGCUUCUU